Molecule: messenger RNA, 3245 nt
Organism: Mauremys mutica (yellowpond turtle)
Lineage: Eukaryota; Metazoa; Chordata; Testudines; Geoemydidae
Gene: CSNK1A1
Product: casein kinase 1 alpha 1
Exons: 11
Coding region: 437-1555 (372 amino acids)
Biological process (GO): negative regulation of canonical Wnt signaling pathway; signal transduction; peptidyl-serine phosphorylation
Cellular component (GO): nucleus; cytoplasm
Molecular function (GO): protein serine/threonine kinase activity; ATP binding
Source: RefSeq, a predicted model, not a curated record
CCCCGUUCCCAGAGUGCCCUGCGCGGUGAAGAAGCGGCGGCCGCAGAGUGGAGGCAUUUUGUGUCCGUGAUAGCAGCCGCGCGAUAUACAAGAUGGCGGCGGCUGCUGAGUGAAGGACCAGCGGCGGCGGCCGGGAUCCGGCGGUGCCAGCUGCGCUCGGAUCCCCAGAGCCUCCCGGUGCCACUCCCGUAUCUCUGGAGCGGGCAGAGAGUGUAGUGGCGCCCGGCCGGGGAGUAGGGCAGAGCCGCGGAGGAGGACGCCCGCCGCAGGGGCCCGGCCUAAGCUGAGCGGCGGGGACCAGAUUCCUCCUCCGCUGCCGCUUCCCACUCCUCCUCCCGGGCGGCGCAGAGCCCUCCCCCCCAGGCUCCUUGCUUCAGCGUAGGACCCCCACCUCACUUCCCCUCAGCGCCGGGAGGGCCGCGAGCCGCCCCUCACCAUGGCGAGCAGCAGCGGCUCCAAGGCCGAGUUCAUCGUCGGGGGUAAAUACAAGCUGGUGCGGAAGAUCGGGUCGGGCUCGUUCGGGGACAUCUAUCUGGCCAUCAACAUCACCAACGGGGAGGAAGUGGCCGUGAAGUUGGAGUCUCAGAAGGCCAGGCAUCCCCAGCUGCUGUACGAGAGCAAACUGUACAAGAUUCUGCAAGGCGGAGUUGGCAUCCCACACAUAAGGUGGUAUGGUCAAGAGAAAGAUUAUAAUGUUCUAGUUAUGGAUCUUCUGGGACCCAGCCUUGAAGAUCUCUUCAACUUCUGUUCCCGCAGGUUCACAAUGAAAACAGUACUUAUGUUAGCAGACCAGAUGAUCAGUAGAAUUGAAUAUGUGCACACAAAGAAUUUUAUACACAGAGACAUUAAACCAGAUAACUUCCUAAUGGGUAUCGGGCGUCACUGUAAUAAGUGUUUAGAAUCUCCAGUGGGGAAGAGGAAAAGAAGCAUGACUGUUAGUACUUCUCAGGACCCAUCUUUCUCAGGAUUAAACCAGUUAUUCCUUAUUGACUUUGGUUUGGCCAAAAAGUACCGUGACAACAGGACAAGACAACACAUACCAUACAGAGAAGACAAAAAUCUCACUGGCACAGCUCGAUAUGCCAGUAUCAAUGCACAUCUUGGCAUUGAGCAGAGUCGUCGAGAUGAUAUGGAGUCUCUAGGCUAUGUAUUGAUGUAUUUUAAUAGAACCAGCCUGCCUUGGCAAGGAUUAAAGGCUGCAACAAAGAAGCAAAAGUAUGAAAAGAUUAGUGAAAAGAAGAUGUCCACUCCUGUUGAGGUUUUGUGUAAGGGAUUUCCUGCAGAAUUUGCCAUGUACCUGAACUACUGUCGUGGCCUGCGCUUUGAAGAGGCACCUGAUUACAUGUAUCUGAGGCAAUUAUUCCGUAUUCUUUUCAGGACCCUGAACCACCAAUAUGACUACACAUUCGACUGGACAAUGUUAAAGCAGAAAGCAGCACAGCAAGCCGCCUCUUCCAGUGGGCAGGGGCAGCAGGCCCAAACCCCCACAGGCAAGCAAACUGACAAAUCCAAGAGUAACAUGAAAGGGUCCAUCUUAGACAAUAAGGGUUUAUGAACAUCCAUCUGCAGUGUCGACAACUUCAGAGUCAUUUGCUGGUACCAGUAGAUUGCUGCAACUAAAUGUAUGUCAGACAGUAAAUUAACUGAAUCAAGAAAAGACUUCAUCGAGUAAAACCAUGGAUGUGUUAGUAAUCAGGACCAGCCAAUUCCAGCCAGACUCCUUUGGUGACAAGAUUCCUUGGUUCGUUUAUGCAACAAAUUCUCCCUUUCAUCUCGUUAAGAGCAAACAUUUCAUUGACGAGGCUCAAUCAUUAUGAUGAGGCUACACUCCACUGGCAGAGCAGACAAUGCUGGAAUGUUACUGGACACAGUGUGAGAAUGAAAUUGAAUAGUGCAAACAAAAAAAAUUGAUGGGAAAUUCAUUAAUCAGAGUCUUGAUGAGUGGAACAAGGUACACAAUGAUCUAGUAAUAUGUGCUUGUGUGACAACAGAAGAUGGGGUUGUCUGUCUUACAAGAACAAUUGAUACAUCAGGAAAUAUCCAUGCAGCAGAAUACUUACCAGUAGCAGUAAAAGCUAUAACAAUUUGAACAAAAAUUCAAGUGUGUAGCAUCAUGUAGCAAAGAGGAGAAGAUAUUUAGAAGAAAAUAACGAAGGGACCCUGAAACUUAUAACUUGGGGAUGCAGUGCUCAUUUGAUCUUUUAGCUAAAAUACACCUCCAGGAAUAAAUGAAAAUGUUGAAAUUUCAAAAUAAUUCCCUAACAACCACUUUGCCUCAGCUGUGCUGAAGAGAGGAGGAAGAUCCAAACCAAUUAUCACCCAAUAUGUACAAUGGGAUUAGUUGACUCUUGAGGUAUUUAUUAAGAACUGACCUGUUCUGAUGACUAUUUGUGAAGCAAAUGGUUGGCAAAAUAGAUGGAACUAUCACAGCUGAAGUAGUCAACAUCAGACUGAAGAGAAAUGUAGAGUGCAUGCUGCAUAUACUGAAACCUCUUUCUGUAGCCUUGGAUAAACUGCAGAAAGAUGGCUGAUGGUGUUGAAAUUUAGAAAGGAACAUCAAGAGACAUUGAAGAAAGGAAAUAAUGAACAAAGUUAAAUUGCAGGCAGUAAGAAAGUACCAGGGUAGAUGCCUUAACUGCUGAAGAUGCUGCUACAGCAUUGGCAUCUAAUAAUCACUCAUCAGUUAUGCCAACCACAAUAAAUUUCAGGGCUGGAGGUAAACCGUUCAAACCGUACAUGUUUGCUAAUGAUUUAAACAAAGACACACCACUGAACUGUUGGCAGUCACUAGUUAAGCGCCUGGAACCAGAAUUUUUUUUGAAGUGUUAAACCUGCUUUUAACAGCAGUAGCCUCUUCUGCAGGCACAGUGAAUAUUUGCUUCAUUUGAACUAAUUCAAAGUUGAGAAAUCAAUUGGGAGUUGAAAAAGCAGGAAAGCUUGUCUGCCUUAUAAAAACAAGGCGGGGAGGGAAUUAAAUCUUCAGUUUUAAAAGUUUGAAGGAUGGCCUAAGAAAUGUAGGAGACUCUUCUCAUGUUCAAGAGACUUAGGCGAAAAGGAACUUCAGCCGGGUCAAAUUUUCAAAUGUGCCAAAGUGAAAGUAACUGGAGCUGAUCUGAAAUAAUCGAUUUAAUUCACUGCUUAACACAGUUAAUCCCUCUGUUUGCUGAAUCAUUUAGUUGUAAAUGUGAAAUAUGUUUUGAUAAGCAAAGUUUUGUUGAAUAAAAAUGCUGUUUUGUGUGUUUAAA